Dunckerocampus dactyliophorus (ringed pipefish) is the source of this 687-nucleotide messenger RNA. It is a transcript of the gene mespaa, whose product is annotated as mesoderm posterior aa. The record is from RefSeq and is a predicted model, not a curated record. NCBI's taxonomy places the organism in Eukaryota, Metazoa, Chordata, Actinopteri, Syngnathiformes, Syngnathidae. Gene Ontology annotation, molecular function: protein dimerization activity; RNA polymerase II cis-regulatory region sequence-specific DNA binding; DNA-binding transcription factor activity, RNA polymerase II-specific. Gene Ontology annotation, biological process: somite rostral/caudal axis specification; regulation of transcription by RNA polymerase II; mesoderm formation. The transcript is spliced from 2 exons. Bases 1 to 687 code for a protein of 228 amino acids. Gene Ontology annotation, cellular component: nucleus.
AUGGAGCCUUCUUUCUCUUUGCCGCUCCAGCUUCAGGAGAACUUCCUCUUCGAAGACCUCCUAGACAAGUCCUACUACGCCGUGGCCCACGACGCAGCCUCAGACCCUGGCUACUUCAGCGCCGGAAGCAGCCUGUCCCCAACUUCUUCUGAGGACUCCUUCUCCUUCUCGCCCAGCUCCCUCCAGACCAACCUGGCAGACGCUUUGGACUCUCUCUUCUUCAGCAGUCCUCCUCCUGCUCCUGUUCCUCCUCAGGAACCGCCAAAGUCCCCCCCUGCUAAGAAAUCCAGAUCCAGGUAUCCAGGAAAUAAGCGGCAGACGGCCAGCGAGAGGGAGAAGCUGAGGAUGAGGGAUCUGACCAAGGCUCUUCACCACCUGAGGUCCUACCUGCCGCCCUCAGUGGCUCCAGCAGGUCAGAUCCUGACCAAGAUCGAGACCCUGCGCCUCACCAUCCGCUACAUCUCCUUCCUCUCUGCCCAGCUGGGCCUCAGCGAGGAAGUUCUGGAGCAGAGGAGAUCCUCUGGUUGCCCCGAGGCACCUCAGACCCUCAGCCAGUUCUUGGGUCGCCCGAUGUUCUCCGUGGAGCCUUCAUAUCAGGCGGAGGUUUGCUUCAACGCCGAGCAGUUGUGGUCACCGCAGCAGCAGCAGCAGCAGCAGCAGCAGCAAACCUUCUCUGGCGUCUGCUGA